Lodderomyces oxycetoniae is the source of this 456-nucleotide messenger RNA. RefSeq names its product negative cofactor 2 transcription regulator complex subunit (gene NCB2). The coding region runs from base 1 to 456 and encodes 151 amino acids. Gene Ontology annotation, cellular component: negative cofactor 2 complex. The transcript has a single exon. Gene Ontology annotation, molecular function: TBP-class protein binding; protein heterodimerization activity; RNA polymerase II general transcription initiation factor activity. NCBI's taxonomy places the organism in Eukaryota, Fungi, Ascomycota, Pichiomycetes, Serinales, Debaryomycetaceae. The record is from RefSeq and is a predicted model, not a curated record. Gene Ontology annotation, biological process: negative regulation of transcription by RNA polymerase II; RNA polymerase II preinitiation complex assembly.
AUGUCGGAUUAUCCCACAUCGAGUGCCGAAGACUUAUCCCUUCCAAGGGCAACUGUGCAGAAAAUUAUAGCUGAGAUCUUACCCAAAGAUAUUGCGAUAUCGAAAGAAGCAAGAGAAGCAAUAACAGAAUGCAGUAUUGAGUUUAUAAUGAUGCUUUCUACGCAGCUGAAUGAUAUAGCAGAAAAAGAGGCAAAGAAAACAAUAGCAUCAGACCAUGUGGUUAAGGCAUUAGAAGAACUAGAUUUCAACAAUUAUCUCGAAAUAAUAAACAAGAUACUAAAAGAACAAAAGGAGUUGUUGAAAGGAAAAGAGAAACGGAACAAUAAGUUUCAAAACUCGGGAUUGAGCGAAGAAGAGCUUUUGAGACAACAGGAAGAGUUGUUUAAGAAAUCUAGGGAUCGUCUUCAGAGCCAGUCGGGCUCGCCAACGCACGAUUUAAAGCAAGAGGAAAAAUAG